Messenger RNA from Solea solea (common sole), 1635 nucleotides. It is a transcript of the gene mthfd2, whose product is annotated as methylenetetrahydrofolate dehydrogenase (NADP+ dependent) 2, methenyltetrahydrofolate cyclohydrolase. The coding region runs from base 91 to 1107 and encodes 338 amino acids. Gene Ontology annotation, cellular component: mitochondrion. Lineage: Eukaryota; Metazoa; Chordata; Actinopteri; Pleuronectiformes; Soleidae. The transcript has 8 exons. Gene Ontology annotation, molecular function: methylenetetrahydrofolate dehydrogenase (NAD+) activity; methylenetetrahydrofolate dehydrogenase (NADP+) activity; methenyltetrahydrofolate cyclohydrolase activity. The record is from RefSeq and is a predicted model, not a curated record. Gene Ontology annotation, biological process: tetrahydrofolate interconversion.
CCGGUCGCAUACGCCUCUCCGUCAGCCCGGGCUUUAGACUCCGAGUUUUGUGACCGACCUUGGUGGCUCUUCUUCCUUCAAACGAACAGAAUGGCAGCAAUCAGGACUCUUACAAAACUGUGCCAGCAUUCCCAACAUCACGCCAGUAAACUGCACACGUCUGCGUCGAGGCAGGCAGCAGUUGUCAUCUCAGGGAAGAAAAUAGCAUGGCAGAUUCGGGAGGAGGCCCGGGCCGACGUGGAGAAGUGGAUGUAUGCCGGCAACAGGAGACCACAUCUGAGUGUGGUUCUAGUAGGAAACAACCCAGCCAGUCACUCCUAUGUCCUGAACAAGACCCGUGCGGCAGCUGAUGUCGGAAUUUCCAGUGAGACGAUUGUUAAGUCUUCAGACAUCAGUGAGGAGGAGUUACUGGAUUUGAUCGACAAACUCAACACAGACCACCGUGUGGACGGCCUACUAGUCCAAUUGCCACUGCCAGAUCACAUCGAUGAACGGAUCAUCUGUAACGCGGUUUCCCCGACCAAGGAUGUUGACGGCUUCCAUGUAGUUAACGUGGGCCGCAUGUGUCUGGAUCAGUCCGCUAUGCUUCCCGCUACACCCUGGGGAGUCUGGGAAAUGAUCAAACGAACAGGUAUUCCUACUCUGGGGAAGAAUGUCGUGGUAGCAGGGCGAUCCAAGAAUGUAGGCAUGCCCAUUGCAAUGUUACUUCAUACAGACGGGCGUCACGAGAGACCCGGAGGUGAUGCCACUGUUACAAUCUCUCAUCGUUACACUCCAAAAGAAAAACUUCGGCAACACACACAGAUCGCUGACAUAGUCGUGGCUGCUGCAGGGAUUCCAAACCUCAUCACAGCGGACAUGAUCAAAGAGGGAGCAGCGGUGAUUGAUGUUGGAAUAAACAGAAUAACGGACCCAAUCACUGGAAAGAGCAGAUUAGUUGGAGAUGUGGAUUUUGAAGGUGUAAGACAGAAAGCAGGCUUUAUCACUCCAGUACCUGGAGGUGUGGGACCCAUGACUGUGGCAAUGUUAAUGAAAAACACUAUCAAAGCAGCGAAGAACGCUUUGCUUUUCCACCCAGAGAGGAUCCGCAUGGCGGCUGCGUCGUAAUGAGCUGGAGCGAAUCCCAGCAGCAGUGACACAUUCCACUCCCUCCAACACUACGACCCCCUCUUUUUUUUUUAUUUGGAGCAACCCGAUGAGCUCCCAUAGCACACAUACUGGAAAGAUGAUAGCUUUACGGAUUUGAUCCUGCUGACAUCUAAGACCUUUCUGAACUUCAAGUCCAUGUUUAGACUGUUGCAUUUACACAUGCAGCUGAAUGUUUCAUACAACAUGGCCCUCAGUAUUUAACAUGUGCAGUGCAAUGUCGUUGUUUUUUGGAGUUUUAAGGAACCUUGGGAGAUUGUUUAAUUUAUUACAACAGCGGUAUCUUAUUUAAACAUGAAUGGAGAAAGGUUACAGUAUUUAACUCAAAGCUAAUGAGCAGUCGAGGUGGGAGGACUGUCUCUUUCUCCGUUAGUUUAACCUUUUGUAUCAAGAGUAAUAAGGGCUAACAUUGUCAGUAAUACAAGCUUUAAAGAUCCACAAUUGCCUUUGUAAAAUCUUUGAAAUAAAUAUUGCUAAUAUGUUCUCACA